CGCCGCGCCGGCCGCAUGGCGGGCUACGCGCCGCGCCUGCCCUGGCUGCUGCCGCUGCUGCACCGUGCGGUGCCGCCCCCCUGGGCGCGGGCCGCCUGCGGGCCCGCCGGGCUCCGCUCCUCGCCGCGUUCUUCGGCCGGCAGGUGCGGUGCGCUGCCCCGACUGCCGCCGCCGCACUGCCGCCUCCUCCUCCCGUCCGGGGCGGCGGGCAGCGCCCCGCGCGCCUUGAGCGUCGCCGCCGGCCCCGAGCCGACACCGCCGCCGGCGCCACGGGGAGCCGCCGCCGGGCCGCCGCGCUUCGAGGCCAGGAGGCUGCUGGCCCUGGCGCGUCCCGAGCGCUGGAGACUGACAGCUGCCGUUGGCUUUCUGACAGUUUCCAGCGUUAUUACCAUGUCAGCCCCUUUCUUUCUGGGGAAAGUGAUUGAUGUCAUUUACACAAAUCCCAGCAACGACUUCAUUGACAGCCUAUCCAGCCUGUGUGCCUUGCUGAGUGGAAUCUUUCUAUGCGGUGCUGCUGCUAAUGCUACUCGUGUCUACCUCAUGCAGACUGCAGGGCAAAGAAUUGUGAAACGUUUGAGGACAACCAUGUUCUCCUCUAUUCUGAAGCAAGAAACUGCUUUCUUUGACAAGACCAGAACGGGAGAGCUGAUAAACCGCUUAUCUUCAGAUACAGCACUCUUGGGCCGUUCCUUGACUGAAAACCUUUCUGAUGGGCUCCGAGCAGGAGCUCAGGCAUCUGUGGGGGUUGGAAUGAUGUUUUUUGUGUCUCCUGGCCUUGCUGCUUUUGUUCUGAGCGUUGUGCCACCCUUGGCUAUCGUGGCUGUGAUUUAUGGAAGAUACUUGCGAAAACUUACUAAAAUGACCCAAGAUUCUCUUGCAGAAGCAACACAGUUAGCUGAAGAGCGUAUCGGAAACAUAAGAACAGUUCGAGCUUUUGGGCAAGAAAUGGCUGAAAUGGAGAAAUACACAAAUAAAGUUGAUUAUGUGCUACAGUUGGCUAAAAAAGAGGCGCUAGCUCGGGCAGGCUUCUUUGGAGCAACUGGCCUUUCUGGAAACUUAAUUGUCCUCUCAGUCUUAUACAAAGGAGGAUUACUGAUGGGCAGUGCUUAUAUGACAGUUGGUGAACUCUCUUCAUUCCUAAUGUAUGCCUUCUGGGUUGGAAUAAGCAUAGGAGGUCUAAGUUCCUUUUAUUCUGAAUUAAUGAAAGGAUUAGGUGCUGGUGGACGUCUGUGGGAACUGAUUGAGAGGAAGCCCCAACUUCCAUUUAAUGAGGGAAUCACAUUAGGCAAAGACACAUUCAGAGGUGCUUUAGAAUUCAAGGACGUUGAGUUUGCUUAUCCAACACGUCCAGAAACAUCCAUUUUCAAAGAUUUCAGCCUCUCCAUUCCAGCUGGCUCUGUGAUGGCUCUGGUUGGCUCGAGUGGCGCAGGGAAAUCAACUAUUGUAUCCCUUCUACUAAGACUGUAUGAUCCUAUCGCAGGUACUAUCACUGUUGACGGCUUUGACAUUCGUCAGUUAAAUCCACUGUGGUUCAGGACAAAGAUUGGAACAGUGAGUCAGGAACCAAUUCUGUUCUCCUGCUCUAUUGCUGAAAACAUUGCCUAUGGUGCAGAAGAUCCAUCUACCGUGACUGCAGAGGAGAUUCAGAAAGUUGCUGAAAUAGCAAAUGCUGCUCAUUUUAUCAGAGAUUUUCCAAAAGGCUUUGACACUGUAGUUGGAGAAAAAGGCAUUCUACUUUCAGGUGGACAGAAGCAGCGAAUUGCAAUUGCUCGAGCUCUGCUCAAGAAUCCCAAAAUUCUUCUCUUAGAUGAAGCAACAAGUGCUUUGGAUGCUGAAAAUGAGUACCUAGUGCAGGAAGCCCUGGACCGGCUGAUGGAAGGGAGGACAGUUCUAAUCAUUGCCCAUCGUCUGUCUACCAUUCAGAAUGCUGAUUUUGUGGCCGUCCUCGGUCAGGGCAAAAUUCUCGAAUGUGGAAAACAUGAGGAACUCCUUGCAAAUCCAAAUGGACUUUUCAGGAAACUAAUGCAGAAACAAGCUUUUCUCCAGAACAGCGAUACUUUUGCACUAGACAUACAAUCCAGAGAAAAUAAUCUAUUAAAAGAAAACGUAUGAGGGAAUGUACGAACGAUGGAAGCUUACAAACUAUGAAGAAUGUAACUUAUGUUCCAGUAAUGUAAAGUAAAUGUUAUAUUUUUCCAAAAUGUACAAAGUAUCCUUUUGAAACUUAAAUGUGUUCAAACUUUGUAUCGAAAGCUUUUUGAUAAUUAUUGUCACUUUUUAAAAUGUGUGUCGCAUUCAGACAGUGUCAGAGGACAGAUGUUUGUGCUUUGUGUCACAUUAACCAAGGCCGUUUAGAACCAUGCUUGCUGUAGUGCACUGUAUGACAAUGUGCUAUGUUCUCAAGUAAAUUCAGUAUUUUAAGGGGAAUCAAGUGACAGUCCGAUCAUUUUCACUUCAUUGUCUCUUCCCUUUUCAAGAAACUUUUACUUUCGUGUUUGUUGCUCAUCUUAAAAGGCUGGAAUUCCAAAAAUGCACGUUUCACUUACCAUUUGCUCUGAGAUAAAAGAACUUGAUUAGGCUCACCAUCUACAGUUAACAGAGAACUACAAAUGAAAACUUGUCUGUAGUGUACGGGAACAGAUGUUGGAGGAAAGCUACUGAAAAUACAAACAACUGACUGACUUUACAAAUAAGGACAAACAAAGUAUAAUUUUUGCAGUGUGUUUUUUCAGCGCAGGAAAAAUCUAAGGUUUGCAUGCAUUUUCUUCCCUUUUCUACUUUCCAUGCUUUAGUUUUGCUUCUAUUACAAGAUGACAUCCAAAAGAAGAUGUUUUUACAAAUGUGAGUUGUCCCUUUAAGGCACAUACGCAUACAUAUUAAAGUCUGGUUUAUGAAAUUUUAAUGUCUUAAAAUUACAUGUCUUAAAAUUUCAUAGAAAUCUCAGAUUUUGCCAAAUCACCUCGUGUCACUUGCUCAAGGACAAUUACUAAAAUAUGUUGUGGUAGCAUGACAUUAAUUUGCACAACUGCAGGAAGUACGUUUGGCAGUGAAGAGUAGGCUUCACGUUUCUAAUUUAAGAACCUCUUUAGUAGAAUCUCUCUAUGCUUUCUGAAGAUACAAAGCACCACAAGAAACGUUUACAAAGCCAAACGCUUCAUAGUGUCUCAUCAGAGCUCCCUGUGCUAGGAAAUCUGAUUGCUGCUGGAAAGCCUUAUUGGAAAUAGGUGAGGUAUCUAACACUGGGUAAGCUUAACAUCCUUCUCUAAUGUGCCUCUAAAAGCACAUUAUGGAACACGGUGAAAACACUGAAAAGAUCCCUGCGCUACAGAAUGAAAAUAAGAUAUCUUCUGCUAUAGUCUUAGGAGAAGAAGGGAUUUUAUUAAAGAUACAACAAAAACACCACUGACCCCAUGUUUAAUUUCAGUGUCGGCAAUUACCCCCUUGAUAGUGUAUCUAGAGAAGCUUGAACUUUAAUCUUUAUUCCUAAUCUCUCUUUAUGUGAGUGCAAUCAGCCCUUUGGUUUGUGAGUUUAAACCAUGUGAUCACAAGAGUUAAUUGCAGCUGAAUUGAAUCACUGUUCUAUGUCUGUUGAUCGUGAAUUGUUCUGGAAGGCAUUGCAGUCUACCAAAAAGUGAGAAGAGCUCUAGUUCACAGCAAGUUGAAGCUAUGUUUCAAGAGCUACAGUGAAUAGCAGACUGUACUCAAAAUGUUCUUUGCACCAAACAAGCCAAGACAGCUUUGCUGGACAACUUCAGCUUUGUAGUUUACACAUUUACAUUGCAUGUGACCCAGCCUCACUAUGCAUGUGGAAUGCUCUGUGUAAGCAGAAGAUGUAGUCUACCUUGACUUCAGCUAGGCUUUUCACAGAAUCACAGAAUUGUAGGGGUAGGAAGGGACCUCUAGAGAUCAUCGAGACCAACCCCCCUGCCAAAGCAGGUUCCCUAAACCAGGUCACA
Lagopus muta (rock ptarmigan) is the source of this 3956-nucleotide messenger RNA. It is a transcript of the gene ABCB10, whose product is annotated as ATP binding cassette subfamily B member 10. Gene Ontology annotation, molecular function: ATP binding; ATP hydrolysis activity; ABC-type oligopeptide transporter activity. Gene Ontology annotation, biological process: transmembrane transport. Gene Ontology annotation, cellular component: membrane. Lineage: Eukaryota; Metazoa; Chordata; Aves; Galliformes; Phasianidae. The coding region runs from base 16 to 2112 and encodes 698 amino acids. The transcript is spliced from 13 exons. The record is from RefSeq and is a predicted model, not a curated record.